UAGAAUUUUUUAGAUAUGACCAUAUAUAUAAAUGUAUGUGUUCUAUACAGCUCUUUCACUGAGGUCCAUCCACAAAAGGACAAGAAGUACAUUGUUCAUGAGAAACAGUUGCUGGGGCUGUUCAGAAGGUGUCCCGUUUGUACCGGUCGUUGUGUUGUGAACACGACAACAGUCGGCACACUGCUCCGUGUGACACAACGGUGUUCAUGCUGUGAGCACUACAAUGAGUGGUCCAGUCAGCCCAUGGUGAACAGCAUCCCAGCAGGAAACCUCCAGCUCUGUGCUGCUGUCCUUUUCACAGGAUCAUCAUUUAGCCAGAUUUCUAAGUUCCUGGGUGCCUUCAAUGUGCAGGGACUGUCCAAGCAGACAUUCUUUCGACAUCAGGCAAAGCUGUUAAUUCCAACAGUGAGCUGGCAGUGGCAGCUAGAGCAAGCUGAUAUCAUCCAGGAGGCUACUGAAUCUGGACCUGUGACUCUUGGUGGUGACAUGCGAGCUGAUUCACCUGGACACUCAGCCAAAUAUGGCAGCUACACCAUGAUGGAUCUCAAAAGAAACAAAGUUAUUGAUGUCCAACUUGUACAGAGCAAUGAAGUUGGAAAUAGUGUGCGAAUGGAGAAGGAGGGAUUUGUGAGAAGUCUGAGCACACUUUUGGAGAGGGGGGUCGAGGUGCAGCAAGUCGUGACUGACCGCCACACAGGAGUGCAGAAGUAUUUGCGGGAGGAAAAAAAGGAAAUCAGUCACUACUUUGACCCCUGGCACAUGGGAAAAGGAAUUGGUAAGAAAAUCGAAGAGCUGGGGAAGAGAAAGACGACCCAGGAUGUGAGACUGUGGAAGCAAAGUGUGGUGAACCACCUCUACUGGUCGGCAUCCAGUUCCUCCUCAGGACAGGAGGCAGUAGCAAAGUGGACUUCAGUUGCCAACCACAUCCAAAAUGUGCACAGCCAUGACAACGCCCUGUUCCCUAGCUGUCUGCAUGCACCUCUGGAUGGAGAACAGGCAAGACAGUGGCUCAAACCAAGCACAGCAUCAUGUGAGAAGCUCACUGCCAUUCUGUUAGCUCCACGGUUUGUGAAGGACGUAGAGAAGAUAAGCCCUGUGUACCACACAUCCACCUUGGAGGCUUUCCACAGCCUCAUCAUCAGAUUUACUCCAAAAAGUCAGGUCUUCUCCUUCAAAGGAAUGCUGUCUAGAUUACAAAUUGCUGCAAUGCACUAUAAUGAAAAUGCAGCACGCUCACAUGCAGCAACAGCAACUGGUGAGCUGAGAUAUGCUGUAGUGUACCCAAAGUACAAACGUGGAGACUACACAGUGAGAGCCCUGAAGACCAAUCCAACCUCAUGUAUGUCAGAUAUUGUAUGAUAAAACCAAAAUGAU
This is a messenger RNA of Nothobranchius furzeri (turquoise killifish), 1374 nucleotides long. The record is from RefSeq and is a predicted model, not a curated record. NCBI's taxonomy places the organism in Eukaryota, Metazoa, Chordata, Actinopteri, Cyprinodontiformes, Nothobranchiidae.